AUGGAUGCGGAGCGCGCCAAAGUAGCCGAGCUCGAAGCGAACCAUCGUGCUCUAUCACUCGAGCUCGCCAACGCCAAGUCACUUGAGCUUGAUAAACGGAGAGAGUUGGUGAGCGCAAGCGAUGAAAUCGAGAAGUUGCGCAUGAAGCAUGCUAAGGAGAUCAUGGAGCUCGAGAUGGAAGCAAAAAGUAAAGCUCGAGAGGCAAGAGAGCUUGCAGAUGAGUUGAGGCUGGCGAAGAGUGAUUUGGAGAGGGAGAGAGAUAACGUGUCAAACCUCAAGGCAACACUAUCACAUCAGUCUACCUCACAUAUUGCUCUCAAUGCGCAAAUCAAUGCUCUCCAGGCACAAAAGGCUGCUACGCAGAUGCAGCUCGAUGCUUUAAUGACCACCUCCUCAGACAAGACGCUCGAUCUCGAAACCGCGCAUCGACGAAUAUUGGACCUCGAGCAAGACGCCAGGGAAAGCGAGAUGGUACGCCGGAAGCUGCACAAUAUGGUUCAGGAGCUCAAGGGCAACAUUCGGGUGUUCUGUCGAGUUCGCCCUGAAAAGGGACGGGAAGCUGAUAUAACAUUUCCUGACAAAAGGGAUCACAAGGAGAUUGUCGUUUCCUCUUCGAGCUCCAGCGCCAUGGGCUCUGAGCGCAAAGAAAUCUACAACUUUGGUUUUGACCGGGUAUUCGAACCUGAAUCGACCCAGAUCGAAGUUUUUGAAGAGAUUUCAUUCCUCGCUCAGAGCUGUGUGGACGGUUAUAAUGUCUGCAUAUUUGCUUAUGGCCAAACAGGUUCUGGCAAGUCUUUCACUAUGGAAGGCGGAUCGACCGAGGCCACGACAGGUAUGAUACCUCGCGCAGUGGAUCAGGUAUUCAAAGCUGCCGAUGACCUGAAGUCCAAAGGAUGGGAGUACAAGAUGGACGGCCAGUUCCUCGAGAUUUACAACGAAACAAUCAACGACCUCCUCGGCAAGGGUGAGUUCGACAAGAAGAAGCAUGAGAUCAAGCACGACAAGUCGGGUACUCGUGUCACUGAUGUGAACGUGAUGCCUUUGCAAUCUCCAGCGUCUGUUACCUCCCUCCUCCGUGUCGCUAACUCCCGGCGCACCGUGGCAGCUACCCUGAUGAACGAGCGUUCAUCGCGUUCGCACUCUGUCUUCACACUCCGGAUCUCUGGUACAAACACCCACACCGGUGAGAGCUGUGAAGGCAGCCUCAAUCUCGUGGAUCUGGCUGGUAGCGAGCGCCUCAACUCGAGUGGGGCUGCAGGGGACAGAGACCGACUGAAAGAGACGCAAAACAUUAACAAGAGCUUGAGUGCGCUCGGGGAUGUCAUCGCUGCACUAGGCGAAAAAGCAGAAAAAGGAGAGAAGCACAUUCCAUAUAGGAAUUCAAAGCUGACGUAUUUGUUGCAAAACUCGUUGAGCGGAAAUUCCAAGACCCUGAUGAUCUUGAACCUCUCGCCGCUGGCGGCACAUCUGAAUGAGUCUCUCUGCUCCUUGCGAUUCGCGACGAAGGUAAAUAAUACCAUGAUUGGAACUGCCAAGAAACAGAUCCGAGGAUCAAGUUAG
Suillus plorans is the source of this 1560-nucleotide messenger RNA. Its product is annotated as P-loop containing nucleoside triphosphate hydrolase protein. Gene Ontology annotation, biological process: microtubule-based movement. Gene Ontology annotation, molecular function: microtubule motor activity; ATP binding; microtubule binding. The record is from RefSeq and is a predicted model, not a curated record. The transcript has 8 exons. NCBI's taxonomy places the organism in Eukaryota, Fungi, Basidiomycota, Agaricomycetes, Boletales, Suillaceae. Bases 1 to 1560 code for a protein of 519 amino acids.